AUGAACGUCGAUGAUCUAUAUAUUGUUCUUCACCACCACUGGACGAAAGAUAGAACACCUUACCCCGAUAGCCGGCAAAUUAUCCAGCUGGCCUUCCUUCUACUCGUGUCUGCUUAUACCGGAAGUCGACUAGGAGCGCUGGUUUACGUCGACAAGAACGAGCGAACCAAUGUACAGCACUUCUUUAGCAAUGCUAUCGAUGGUGAGGAAGGUCAUGAUGAAGAAGAUUGGGAUCUCAGGGCGGACGAUCUCAAAACUCUAUGCUAUGGCCAGAUCAGCUUGAUUCUGCUACCCAAUCCUGGUGGUACCCGUGAUCAUCUUCUGAUAGAAGUCGAUUUGAAACACAUCAAAGGCCACAAUAAAAAACCUAAAAGGUAA
Penicillium lagena is the source of this 378-nucleotide messenger RNA. RefSeq lists its product as uncharacterized. Lineage: Eukaryota; Fungi; Ascomycota; Eurotiomycetes; Eurotiales; Aspergillaceae. The record is from RefSeq and is a predicted model, not a curated record. Bases 1 to 378 code for a protein of 125 amino acids. The transcript has a single exon.